GUAUUCAGUUGGUUCUGUUAGCUCGAUACGUGCCGGUCGAGAAGUGACUCUAAACGCGUCGCCGCCAUCAUCAUUGCUCACCCAACAAACUUCAGUACUUUUUUUCUAUACGUUCGUUGUUUUCAAUCGGCAGCAGAGGAUUACACAAGGAGGAGAUUGUACACAUAAAAUACAAAAAAGUCUAUAGAUAAACCAUGGCGGAAGAGUCAGCCAUGGACCGCUUUUGCGGUUCCGAAUUUUGGAAUUCCAGUUUGUCGUGGUGGACAGAAGAUCCCGAUCUAACACCCUGCUUUGAACAAACUGCAUUAGUUUGGACACCAUGCGCCUUCUUCUGGCUGUUUAUGUUGUUUGAUUUCUGGUACCUCAAGGCCAGUUUGGACAAGAAUAUUCCAUGGAGUAAAAUUAGCAUUGCUAAGUUGCUCUUCACUAUCGGACUAUUGGUGAUUACCAUCCUCGAUCUAAUCAUGGCCUUUGUGAAGAAGGGCGGCGACUCUGAGCUGCCCAGGUACUCCCUUGACGUCUGGGGACCGAUUAUCAAAAUUGCCACAUUUCUGCUGGUUUUGCUCUUCAUUCCGCUGAACCGCAAGUUUGGCGUGCAGACAUCGGGUUGCCAGUUCAUGUUCUGGUUCCUCUUUGUCAUUCUCUCGAUUCCACGCUGUCGCACUGAAGCUCGAGCUCAUCAACAGCGUAAUGAGAUACUCGACUCGAAUCAGGAGGAGAUACCUGACUACUCCUGGGAGGAGUAUCAGUUUGUCAGCUUCUUCAUCUUCUAUGCCUUCGCUUGUGUCAUGCUGUUCCUCAACUGCUUCUCCGACGCGAUGCCACGUCAGACCAAAUAUAAGCGUGGCCCGAAUGAGAUUCCCGAGCUCUCGGCCAGUUUCCUGUCACGCAUCACAUAUCGUUGGUUCGAUAGCAUGGCACUGAAGGGUUACCGCAAUCCUCUCGAGGAAGAUGAUCUCUGGGACUUGCGCCCUCAGGAUAGCUGCAAGGAAGUCAUGCCUACGUUCGCCUAUUACUGGAAUAAAAAUGUGCGUAAAAACUACAAACAGGCGGCUCAAACAUCGGAACCGAAGGCACAGUUCGCCAAUGGCAAAGUCUCGUUCGAGAAUCCCCAGGGCAAUGGACGCAAGAAGGGCAUGGCUAGCAUUAUGCCGCCCAUCUACAAAUCCUUUGGCGGCAUCUUCUUGUUUGGCUCAUUCUUCAAACUUAUCGCCGAUGUACUGACUUUUGCUCAACCCCAAGUGCUGAGCUUGAUCAUUGGCUAUGUGGAGGCUUUUGAAACGACGCCACAACCCGAAUGGAAGGGUAUUCUGUAUUCGGUGUUGCUCUUCGUGCUGGCCAGCAUACAAACCUUUAUAUUGGCACAAUAUUUCCAUCGCAUGUUCAUCGUUGGUCUGCGCAUCAGAACAGCGCUCAUCAAUUGCAUUUAUCGCAAGGCUUUGCGCAUCUCGAACGCGGCUCGUAAGGAAUCGACUGUGGGUGAAAUUGUCAAUCUGAUGGCUGUGGACGCACAACGUUUCAUGGAUCUGACCACGUACUUGAACAUGUUGUGGUCGGCACCGCUGCAAAUCGGUUUGGCGCUGUAUUUCUUGUGGCAGGAAUUGGGACCCUCGGUGCUCGCCGGUCUCGCUGUGAUGAUCAUCAUGAUUCCCUUGAACGGCUUCAUUGCCAGUCGCAUCAAGACCUAUCAGAUUCAACAGAUGACCUACAAGGAUAAGCGUGUCAAGCUCAUGAAUGAAGUCUUGAGUGGCAUCAAGGUACUUAAACUUUACGCCUGGGAGCCGAGCUUUGAGAAGCAAGUUUUGGACAUACGUGAUAAGGAAAUUGCCACACUGCGCUCCACCGCCUAUCUGAAUGCCAGCACAUCGUUCCUCUGGUCUUGUGCCCCAUUUUUGGUAUCACUGGUAACUUUUGCCACUUACCUGCUAACCGAUGAGGCGAAUCAGCUGAGCACUAAGAAGGUCUUUGUCAGCAUCGCACUGUUCGACAUUAUCAAAUUGCCGCUCACAAUUAUCCCUAUGCUGAAUGCUGACAUAGCCGAGACGCAAGUGUCCGUCAAACGUAUAAACAAAUUUUUGAACAGUGAAGAGCUGGAUCCUAACAAUGUGCAACACGACAAGUCCAGGCCUCAUCCCAUUAUCAUUGAGAAUGGCCACUUCUCAUGGGGCGAUGAGGAUGAGACUACGCUCAAGAAUAUUAGCAUGGAAGUGCCAAAGAAUAAUUUGGUCGCCAUUGUGGGCACCGUCGGCUCUGGUAAGUCCUCCGUGGUACAGGCCAUCCUGGGCGAAAUGGAAAAGAUUUCGGGCAGUGUCAACACGGUAGGCAGACUGGCCUAUGUGCCACAACAGGCUUGGAUCCAGAACGCCACAGUGCGCGAUAACAUAUUGUUUGGCAAGGCCUACGAUCGCAAGCGUUACAAUCGUGUGAUCGAUGCCUGCGCCUUGCGCACGGAUAUUGAAAUUCUAUCCGCUGGUGAUUUGACCGAAAUCGGUGAGAAGGGCAUCAAUUUGUCGGGUGGCCAAAAGCAGCGUAUCUCAUUGGCUCGCGCCGUCUACAAUGAUGCUGAUUUGUAUCUGCUCGAUGAUCCGCUGAGUGCCGUCGACGCUCACGUAGGCAAACACAUCUUUGAGGAAGUGAUCGGACCGAAGGGAAUGCUUAAGAACAAGACACGUGUGCUGGUUACCCAUGGCAUUACGUUCCUGCCCCAAGUGGACAACAUUUAUGUGAUGAAGGCGGGCCAGGUCAGCGAGAAUGGCACCUACGCCCAAUUGCUGAAAAACAAGGGCGCCUUUGCCGACUUCCUCAUCCAGCACUUGCAAGAUGGCGAAGAGGAGGAAGAGGAUCUCAAUCAAAUCAAACGUCAAUUAUCCGAAAAUGCCGAACCCGAACUGCUUGCACCCAUUGAGAAGGCCAUUAAGCUUGCGCGCACCGAGAGCUUGUCGGACUCCAUCUCUGUGACCUCAGCAGAUAGUUUGAUGGGACGUGGCAGUCUGCGUCGUCGCGCCAGGCGACAGGAGUCGUAUGAUUCAGCAGCUUCGGCUGCCUCCCUGAAGCGCAAGCAGGAGGUCGAGGGCAAGCUGAUUGAGACAGAAAAGUCACAAACGGGCGGCGUUGAAUUUGCCGUUUACAAGCAUUACAUCAAGAGCGUUGGCAUCUUCCUCUCUGUGGCCACACUUGUGCUCAACUUUGCGUUCCAAGCAUUCCAAAUCGGUUCAAAUAUCUGGCUCACCCAAUGGUCCAAUGACAAAGAAGUCGAAACUAAUACAGCAAAGAGAGAUAUGUACUUGGGUGUCUAUGGUGCCUUCGGUUUUGCUCAAGGAUUGUUUGCCUACUUUGGUAACGUGAUUGUCUACGUUGGCGGCCUCAGAGCGGCACAAAUCAUCCACAACGAUCUGCUGCGUAUUGUUAUGCGCGGCUCCGUUUGUCGCUUUUUCGAUAUAACGCCAUUGGGACGCAUUUUGAACAGUUUCAGCGGAGACAUGGAUGUUGUCGACGAAGAAUUACCCGGCACUAUGGACUCCCUUAUGUCCUUCCUUUGGAUGGUUCUCGCCACCAUUGUGGUUAUUAGUAUAUCGACGCCGAUUUUCUUGGCUGUCAUUGUGCCCAUUGGAUUUAUCUACUACUUUGCGCAACGCUUCUAUGUGGCCACCUCACGUCAGCUGAUGCGUUUGGAGUCCGUUUCCCGUUCGCCCAUCUAUUCGCACUUCGGCGAAACCGUCACCGGAGUCUCCACGAUUCGUGCCUACACUGUGGAGGAUCGCUUCAUUGAGGAAUCGGACAACAAGGUGGACAAGAAUCAGGUGUGCAAGUAUCCUUCACUGAUUGCCAAUCGUUGGCUCGCCAUCCGCCUGGAAAUGGUCGGCAAUCUGAUCAUCUUGUUUGCCUCGCUCUUCGCUGUGCUUGGCGGACAAUCGAAUCCCGGUCUGGUUGGUCUGUCGGUCAGCUAUGCGCUGCAGGUGACCCAAACCCUUAACUGGCUGGUGCGCAUGUCCUCGGACAUUGAGACAAACAUUGUAUCCGUGGAGCGUAUCAAGGAGUAUGGCGAGACCAAGCAGGAAGCCGCCUGGGAACUGGAGGAGGACAAGAAGAAGCCCAAGAACUGGCCCGCCGAUGGUCGCGUCGAGUUCAGCAACUUCCAAGUUCGUUAUCGCGAGGGUCUCGAUCUCGUGCUGCGCGGCGUUAGCUUUAACAUCAGCGGCGGCGAAAAGGUCGGAAUUGUGGGACGCACUGGCGCCGGAAAAUCCAGUUUGACGCUGGCACUGUUCAGAAUCAUCGAAUCUGCCGGUGGUAAAAUUAUUAUCGAUGGCGAGGAUAUUGCUCAGCUGGGUCUGCACAUGCUGCGUUCCCGUUUGACUAUCAUCCCACAGGAUCCAGUGCUGUUCUCUGGAUCACUGCGCGCUAAUCUCGAUCCCUUCGAUGUGAAGACCGACGAAGAAAUCUGGAAGGCACUCGAGUUGUCUCAUUUGAAGGCAUUUGCCAAGGGACUGACAUCCGGUCUCAAUCAUGAGAUUAGCGAAGGAGGCGACAAUCUGUCUGUGGGUCAACGUCAAUUGGUUUGUCUGGCCCGUGCUCUGCUCCGUAAAACGAAAGUUCUGGUGCUUGAUGAGGCCACAGCUGCUGUCGAUUUGGAAACCGAUGAUCUGAUUCAGAAAACAAUUCGUAGCGAGUUCAAGGAUUGCACUGUGCUAACAAUUGCCCAUCGAUUGAAUACGAUUAUGGACUCAGAUAAGGUUAUUGUGCUGGACAAGGGACAGAUUACAGAGUUUGCUUCGCCCACCGAGCUGCUGGACAAUCCCAAGUCGGCCUUCUACAGCAUGGCCAAGGAUGCCAAUCUGGUUUAGAAUAAAUACCAAAACAAUAACGAAACUCAUAUAGCAAACAAAACAAACAAACAAACAACAAAUUCUAGAAGUGUAAUUAGACAUCACAAUUUAGCGAUAGCUUAAACAAAAAUUCGUGAAAUUCAUCGUUAAAGUGCUCUACCUCAGCGGAAGCAACUAUAUAAUUAACAACAAUAGCAACAACUACAACUACAGCUGAAAAUUAUAACACGUACAAUCCCAGCAUUGUUUGUUUUGGGUGUGCAAUUUAGUGAAUACCAUAAAAAUGUUCAUUAGCUUAAGCCGAAAAGUUCAAUUAGGCGCUGACAGGUUUUCUCUAGUACAUUAACUAAAAAUGUAUUAUGACAUAUAAGAUAUGUGGACAUAAUAUGAUUGUCUGUACAUACCACGUGUAUAUGUACUUAGGUUUUUUAUGUAUUGUACUUAUGUAUAUAUGUUGUCGACUACUCUAUAUACUCGUAUAUGUACUUAUAUGAAUUUACCUGCCAAGUUUAUUUUUGUAUGCAACGUUUACAAACAAGCGAUAGAGCCGAAUGCAAAAAAUGCGUUCAUUCGAUAACUCAAAAGGUCAAAAAUCAUACGACAUUCACACUUAUGAAUCGUACUUACUACAAAUUAAAUAAAAACCUCUUAAGAAUUUGCCUUCAGAUGAUUAAAUCACAUAAGAUUAAUACAGAGUAGUUAAUAAAAUUUUGCAACAUUUUGUAAAAUGUGUACUUAAAAAACUAAAAGGUAACAAAGUGAAAUUGUAAUGAUAAGUACAAAUAAAAUCCACUUAACCAAUG
Molecule: messenger RNA, 5626 nt
Organism: Drosophila albomicans
Lineage: Eukaryota; Metazoa; Arthropoda; Insecta; Diptera; Drosophilidae
Gene: MRP
Product: multidrug resistance-associated protein 1
Exons: 14
Coding region: 195-4841 (1548 amino acids)
Biological process (GO): transmembrane transport
Cellular component (GO): membrane
Molecular function (GO): ATP hydrolysis activity; ABC-type transporter activity; ATP binding
Source: RefSeq, a predicted model, not a curated record